Molecule: messenger RNA, 450 nt
Organism: Spirodela intermedia
Lineage: Eukaryota; Viridiplantae; Streptophyta; Magnoliopsida; Alismatales; Araceae
Source: the annotation of a GenBank genome assembly
AUGGAGAGGACAAAGAGAAGCCUCAUCCUCAAGACAUGGGAGCGCUGCCGUUCCAUAGGUCGCGGAAAGAAGCCCUCACCAGCGGAGGGCCACUUCUCCCCUUCACCGGAGAGGAGGCUGAGGAGAGGGGUUUCCGAGAAGCGCCGGGUGGCGCCGGAGGGCUGCCUCUCCGUCUGCGUGGGGUCGGAGAAGGUGAAGUUUCUGAUCAAGAUGGACUACGUAAACCACCCCCUCUUCAAGCUUCUCCUGGACGAGGCCGAGAUGGAGUACGGCUACGCCAACGAGGGCCCUCUCGUGCUCCCCUGCGACGUCGACCUCUUCCAGAGCUUCCUGUGGGAGAUUGAGCAGGACGCCAUAGCCCGCCCGGGGUGCAACUUCGCCAAGGGCGGAGUCUACCAGCUGCUCAGCCCCUCCCGGACUCCCAUGGUCUUCCGGGUCCAGCCCUGCUGA